CUGCUCUGCCCUCCUGCUCCCCGCGUUGCCGCCAUAGCCGAGCUCUCCUGCACAAUUUUCCGUUUGUCGUCCGUGAUUAGGUUUUCCCUUCGUUGCAGUGUGAUGCUCUCUCGAGUGCUUGUGCUUAGCUGACUUUAGCAUCGUCGAAACCAGGGUCGAAUCGGUUGAGAUUUGAGUGUGCCGCGCGGCAUCCGUUGUUGUGCCGAGGUUCUCCGUUUCAGAUUCUGUCCGACGCAGCGAAAGUGGUGUUGGGCAGGGCAUAAUUCGACGCUGUCUGUGCGGCUCGGGGUGUUGCCGCACUUUGGGACAGCGGUUUUAGUGAUCAGCGCGAGUAGGGUGUAUGCGUGUGUGGUGGAGAGCCCGCUCGUGUUCGCUGACGUCUAUCUAAUUUUUCAUAUGUCCAUGUUGUUUGAUUAACUGUGAACUGCAUUCGUCGGUGCUUCUGUGAGGUAUGCUGUUUUGGGCCUUAGAUUCCCAAAGCCAAAUAUGAUAGCAUUUCCGUAGCACGAUGGUGUGAUUCACGAUUUCCGAGUGGGUAUCUUUGUAAUUUCGAAGAAGUGGGAGCGGUGAGCGAGUGUUUUGCUGGCGGGGCACAGUUGAGAGUGCCCAAGAGGUCAUACGAUUUCGUCACGAGUGGUAGCGAAUGUCUUGCGAACUGCGACGGAGACCCCCCGGAGUUCCGAGAUAUAGAUUGAGCGUUGGGCAGGGAUCUGAAGGGUAGAGCUUGUGGAGGAGCAGGUGGAGGGCCGUGUAACCAAACAGCAGGUGUAGGAGGAGUGGAGUUCACUUUAUGACUGGGGAUUCGUGUAAGGCUGAGCCGGAGUCGAGGCCUCUACGGCCGCUGUUGGCUGGGGGGACCGCAUGCGCUGAGCUCAAUGUGGAAGCUCCGGUGGGUGCAGAAUGGAGGAUUAAGGGUGGGUACAAGGCGCACAAGGAAGUAGAUAGGGGUAGAGAGCAGGUUGGUAGUAAAGUCGCAGAGGACAGUGAGAACGGCGCGAGGCUGGAGAAGGGGCGCAACGUGGCCGGCCGUUCAGCAGUUUCUGUUCUGAAGACACGGGAAGAUCUUAAGGACAUUGCAGAGCAGAUAAGGAGAGAGUUGGAUCACCAGUUCCCAGGGAACGACGUGCUGCGAACAUCGGAGUCGGACGACGAUGGACGCAGAGACGGUAGCGCCGAAGAUCACUAUGAAGAAGGAGACGCUGUGGCUGCUGUUGCGCGCGACAAGGCGAGGUCACAGGGAAUAGCUCGGACGAAAGAGCAGCAGCAGCAUGGGGGUGAUGUGGCUGCAAAAACCCAGGGUGGGGUUGGCUGGGAAAGCUUCCUACUGAAACGGAGUCUGAGAAUUUUACUGGUGGAGUAUGACGACGCAACAAGGCACGUGGUGGGAGCUCUACUUCGUAACUGUGACUAUGAAGUCACUGCGGUUGCGAAUGGGUCGAUUGCCUGGGGGCUGCUGGAAGACGCGAACAGCAAUUUCGACUUGGUUUUGACUGACGUGGUGAUGCCACGUCUGUCCGGAGUUGGGCUUCUGUCGAAGAUGAUGAAACGGGAGGCUUGCAGAAGAGUGCCUAUUGUCAUCAUGUCGUCCUACGACAGCCUGGACAUUGUGUUCCGCUGCCUUUCGAAAGGAGCGUGCGACUAUCUCGUAAAACCUGUGAGGAAGAACGAGUUGAGGAAUCUAUGGCAACACGUGUGGAGGAAGUGCCACAGCUCGAGUGGAAGCAAAAGCGGGAGUGGCAGCCAGACUGGCGAAGUAGCCAGGCCGCAGAGUCGUGGAGUUGAGGCGGAUGACAAUCCCAGUGGAAGCAAUGAUGGGAACGGCAGCAGCGACGGUAGUGACAAUGGGAGCAGCCGGUUGAAUGCUCAGGGUGGGAGUGACAAUGGCAGUGGUAAUCAAGCUCGCACACUACCCGUACUGGUGCCAAUGAACAACGCAGUAACGGCAGCUGCAGAUGGAGACGAGGAGGGGCAAGCGACUUCUCAAGAGACGGGUGCCAACCUGGAUGAAGAGAUGGGGCAUGACUUGGAGAUGGCAACUCGUCGGUCUACUUGUAAUACCGCAAAGCUGGAUCAGCAGCCGGAUGUUGGGCGGCAACAAGACGACGAUGAUGCGUGUGUGAUGCAAGAUGUAGGGCCAUCACCCGGAGAAGACAACGUCGAGAGUCCAUCAACCAGCGGAAAAGAUGGUACUACCGAGGAGUCUUCUCUGAAGGCCGUGGACCUGAUAAAUGGUAUAGCUUGUCAGCCACAGACGCAGGGUGCAGAGCAAGCUGAAGGGAGUGAGAACGAUGACGGAGAACUGGAUCAGCGGGGGAGGAGCAGUCCGAAAGACCACUCCGGGUCAGACUUCGGUUCCAUGCUGGAGUUGAGUUUGAAACGGCCUCGAUCGGCCGUGGACAACGAUGGAGAUACAGAAGAGCGUCAACCCCUGCGGCACUCGGGAGGGUCGGCCUUCUCUAGUGUUGUGGCAACCCGUUUCAGGUAUGGCAGCGGAGGAACCAUCAUACAACAAUGUCACCAGCCCGGGAAUUCACUUCCUGUGGGCGGGUAUCCGAUGUCUGGUGGAUACGGAGUGUACGGCAUGUCUGGCGGCACGUCCGGAGGAUCUCUUCGUCUGGGGAUGGGAAUGGAGCGUUGUGGGUCGUCGAAAGGGAGCGCGGAGGGAACGACGCCCCCUCCUCUGCAUCCCCAGAGCGCGGAAGCAGCUGGAGGGCAGGACGGCGGCGGAGCGGAUGGGUACGGCAGUGCAAGGCAGAGCGCGGAGGAGGCAAUGAUAGCACCUGGAGUGCCGAUGGCGAUUCCAAUCCCACCGCCUGGGAUGCUGGCUUACGAUGGCAUGGGUGGAGCGUAUGGUCCGGCCAUGCACCCGAUGUAUUAUGCGCACGCGAGCGCGUGGAUGGCAGCAUCGGCCCGACACAUGGGAGAGAGGGUGGACGUAUACAGUCAAACACCCGCAUUUCAAGAACAGAAUCCCGGUUCUGGGCAUCACUCCCAAGCUGGACCGAGCCACCAGCACACGCACCACCACCACGGGGACGGCGGGCAACCAUCUGGAAAUGCAGGAGUGCAACACGAGCAGCAACAGUCGGUGAUCACUCCCAUGUCGGGGGCUCCACGGUGUGGGUCGACCGGGGUGGAUGGUCAAAGCGGGAGCAGCAACGGGUACGGAAGCACGGGGAACGGGAACGGGUCCAUGAACGGAAGCGCUUCGGGAAGCAAUACGGGCGUGAACAAUGGACAGAACGGACUUGUCGUGACCCCGAUGGCGAACGCCAACAGCGGGAAUAAUGGAGUGGGUGGGACGCAUCCAGCAAUGGAUGGGGUGAGCGGGGGCAACGGGUUGUGCACGGAACAGAUACGUUUUGCCAGACGAGAGGCUGCCUUGAACAAGUUCAGGCAGAAGAGAAAGGAGCGGUGCUUUGAGAAGAAGGUGCGCUAUCAAAGCAGGAAAAAGCUUGCGGAACAAAGACCGCGAGUACGUGGACUGUUUGUGCGACAAGCGGCACAUGAUCCGUCUGCCGGCGAUGCAGAGUAGAAUAUGUUUCAUUUCAUUGGUUUUGGUUGUGUCUGUUUAUUUUCUCACCUUUCCAGUGGACUCCCAUCACAGCUUAGGGUGGGGACCGUCACUUGGGGUCGAGUGGCUGGGAUCUGUGUUUGCCAUUCAUGCUGUUGGAUUCUGACGUUGUACGCGCGAGGCUUCUAGUUCCUCUGUUUAGUAGGAUGGUGUUCAUUUUGGAAGAUGAAUGGAGGGAAUUCUUGAACAAUCCCAGUGCAUCGCAAUCCUUGAUGAGGGGAGUGAUGGUGGCUCUAUUUUUUUGGAAUCCGCAUUGUAUGGCGAAGAGAAUGGAAUGAAGGGUUGCGGUUUGCAGCCGAGCUGCAAGUCACCGUUUUGGUUAUGUGAGAGAAGAGUACAACUCAUGUGAUGUGAAGUGAGUUGUGAGCUUCAAUAGGAGGCUAGUUUUUCGAGAUGGUCGGGCAACAGGGACUGCGCUCAAAGCGUAGGUGGGUGCGAAGUGUUGCAUCGCAGCGUUGAGAAUGUGGAGAGAAAGAAGCAAGGGGGGUGUGGAGCCAGCGCAGACGGAUAGAUUGCCCUCAGGAAGGAAUCGACGCUCAGUGGCCUCUGAGAUCAUUUGGCACGGAGAUGUGAAACGUGCGGAGGUACUGGAUACUCUGCGCGACCUGGAGUUUAGUCAUCGAGUUUUUAACCAAGAAGGGAAGAAGUCGAGUUGAUUUUCGCAGGACUUCCAUGCCGUGAAAUCGGCGCGAUUUACACAGUAUGCGUAUUCAGCUUGUGGAAGCUUUUGGAGUUGUAUUGCAACAGGACGAGAGUGCAGUUGCAGCACCUUCAUCUCGGGUGAGAGAGUUUAGCAAUUAAGGUAUUUGUGUAUUGUAUGUUAUCGGAAGCCGUGGACUUGUUGAAGUUGUACGGGACGGAAAUGAUGAAGGUGAUGUUGCAGAGAAGAGCUGUGUACCUGCGCAUCGAAGUUUUGAAAUUGAAAUUGAAUUGUGUGGUACCCAAUUGAGGCAGAUGAAGGCAGAGAUGGAGAAAACCGUGAGAGAAAUGCAUUCGGGGCCUCUGCAUUAAGAGAAAUGUGUUCAUAUCACUACAUUACUAAUUGUGAGUGGUGAUGCUGCACAUGGAACGUGUGCGGUUUUUUCACAUGAUGCGACAAAAUUUGAGUACGUCAUUCUGAUGUCAGGGAUGAACAUUCCCCUCAGUUGGCUGAGCAUUCUCGUAAACGAGAAAAUACCAACAAAUAACAUUUAUGCUAA
Physcomitrium patens is the source of this 4773-nucleotide messenger RNA. Its product is annotated as two-component response regulator-like PRR37. Gene Ontology annotation, molecular function: protein binding. Gene Ontology annotation, biological process: phosphorelay signal transduction system; cytokinin-activated signaling pathway. The record is from RefSeq and is a predicted model, not a curated record. Lineage: Eukaryota; Viridiplantae; Streptophyta; Bryopsida; Funariales; Funariaceae.